Molecule: messenger RNA, 912 nt
Organism: Trypanosoma grayi
Lineage: Eukaryota; Euglenozoa; Kinetoplastea; Trypanosomatida; Trypanosomatidae
Product: putative potassium voltage-gated channel
Exons: 1
Coding region: 1-912 (303 amino acids)
Biological process (GO): protein homooligomerization
Molecular function (GO): protein binding
Source: RefSeq, a predicted model, not a curated record
AUGAGGAAUCGGGCAAUCAUCAAUGCGGGGGGCCAGCGCUUCGAGGCAUGUUUAGCCACACUGCAGCGCUAUCCCAACACGCCGUUUGCCAAGAUGUUCCAGCUCCCUUCAAGAGGCCGCAGGGGUCGAGAGUUCUUUUUGGAUGUCACCCCUCAAGUAUUCGAGUGUGUACUGAGCUUUCUGAGGACGCAGCAGCUGAACCUCCCCACGGAUAACGCCCAGGUGCGGGCGGAAAUUGUUCACUCCCUAAACAUAUGGGGUCUACUCGAGCAUGCGUUCCCACCAUCCAAGGAAGAGGCGAGGGAGUCUCUUAUCAACGCGCCGUCAGUUGUGCUUCCAGACAUAUGUGUCGUGCAAAUUUGUGAUCACAUGCAGCACGAUCAAGGCGUUAAGCGACAUGCUCUUACCAUUACAUUUGGUGCUGACGGCUUUCAGUUGCGCCGACUCACACAACGCAUCCGCCAUGAUCUGGAGGGACUGAUUUCUUCAACGUAUUGGCAGUGCUAUCAAACAAAUGAACGAGCCGCUUUCUUUGUCACAACAAAGGUGGCCAAUGGGACAGCCGAUCUUCUUUCAACGUCGGUGACCCAGCAACUCAUUGAGCACACGGAGUCUAUGGGGUACUCUCUGGCCAGCUCCUAUGUGACAUUGAGCCCUGACGUGGUACACACAAGUGUGCGUAUGUUGGUUCACAACUUCACGUUCCGCCGCGCACGGCAAGCCGCAUUGGAGGUGGAUGACGAAGUGGCACUGACUGAUAGUGACACCGACAACAGCAACAACGAUGAGACCAUCGAAACGUAUGCAAACAUUGCUGCGCCACAUGUGGGCCCAUGCAGACAGCCUCUGGGAGGAGAACACUCGCUGCCACCCAGAAACGCAAGGGCAGCCGACAUUUGGGGUCGGGACUGA